GUGCAUAGAUUUGCAUAGGAAGGAAGGGACACAAACAAUGGACGCCCACGGGUUGUGUGUGUUUUGUCCUUUGAAAGUUGAAAGUGGUUUGUGGUUGAUUCUAUCAAAGAAUUCGAAAAAAUUGGUUAUAGUUGAUAAUUACUAGAACUUAUUAUAUUUAAAAAGGUGAUAGUGAUGAUCAAGAAUUGUAGUAAAGAAAAUAUGCAUUGUCUUUGUCUAUUGGGUAGGGGUGCACACUGUGCUCUUUCAUUUAUUUAUUUAAACUCACCACAAGCUACGAAUCAAUCAAUGUGUUAUUAGUGAUAUACUAGUAGUCUUUGUCUAUUGUGGUUUUGAUUUUAUUAUUAGAACUACCGAAUGUGUUAACAUAAUUAUUAUACAUAGAGACAUAUGGUGGGAGAUACAGAGAGUUGCAACGGUAGAGCUUGUGGAUGGAAUUAUGGUCGGAUUGAGAGUCUAAAAGUUGAAGUUUACAACGAGAUUCUGAAUCGACUCAGAGAAUUGAAUAUCCCAGAUGUCACUCUUCCUUAUUUUGAAGAUGAGCUUUGGCUUCACUUCAAUACCCUUCCAACUAGGUAUGCACUGGAAAUGAAUGUUCAGAAGGCGCAAGAUGUUCUUAUGCAUAAAAAUUUACAAAAUAUGGCACGAAGACGAACUAUUGCUAGUAGACCUGCAAUUGAAGUCCGCCUCCUCCAGGUUCAUUCUGCUUCUGGUGUGCAUUCUAGCAAAUCAAUUAAUUCCAACUUACAGAAAGAAAUCAAUCUCCAAGACACUGAUUUUCCAUGCAACAUGAGAUCAAUGCAUGAAAUCACAAUUUCAACCAGCGAUAAGCCAAAACUUUUCAGUCAGUUGACCACCUUACUCUCUGAGAUUGGGCUGAAUAUUCAAGAAGCACAUGCCUUUUCCACAUUGGAUGGAUAUUCAUUAGAUGUUUUUGUUGUUGAUGGUUGGGAAGGCCAGGAUACUGAGAGACUCAAGCAUGAAGUGACAAAGAAAAUGCAGAAACUCGAGGAAGAUCAAUGGUUCCCCCUGCUUCCUUUUCCUAAGGAGACUGAGAUACUAAAACAUAUUCCAACAAAGAAAAUUAAGAAAAUCGAGCCCUGGUGCAGUCUUCCUAAGGAGAAACCAGAGAAAAUUUGGAUGAACUAUAUCUCAAACCAUGUAAACAAACCCAUCAGUAGAAAUUAUGUGUGGGAAAUUGAUGCAAGCUGUUUAAGAUAUGAGAAGAAGAUUGGCUCUGGAUCAGUCAGUGAUUUGUACAAAGGCACUUACAUUAAUAAAGAUGUGGCUAUCAAAGUAUUUAAGAAUGGUAGUAGAAAUGAAAAUAUGCAGAGGGAGUUUUCUCAGGAAAUAUUUAUCACGAGUAAAAUUCAGCAUAAGAAUGUUAUCAAAUUUAUUGGUGCCUGUCCAAAACCAAACUUUCAUCUUGUCACAGAAUAUAUGUCUGGUGGAAAUAUGUAUGACUUUCUGCAUAUACAGAAGGUCGUACUUACUCUUCCUUCUUUGCUCAAAAUAGCAAUUGAUGUCUCCCAAGGAGUGAAUUAUUUGCACAAAAACAACAUUAUACAUCGAGACCUCAAAACUGCAAAUCUUUUGAUGGAUGAGAAAGGGGUAGUCAAAGUUGCUGAUUUUGGUGUAGCCAGAUUGCAAAAUCAAUCUGGUAUAAUGACUGCAGAAACUGGAACAUACCGAUGGAUGGCUCCAGAGGUUAUUCAACAUAAGCCAUAUAACCACAAAGCUGAUGUUUUCAGCUUUGGGAUUAUUCUUUGGGAGCUGCUCACAAGAAAGCUUCCCUAUGAAGAUUUAUCCCCAUUGCAAGCAGCAAUUGGAGUAGUACAUAAGGAUUUGAGGCCUGAAAUCCCAAGGGAUACUCAUCCAAAGUUAGUGGAAUUGAUUCACCGGUGCUGGCAUAAAGAUCCGUGUUUAAGGCCUGAUUUCUCAGAAAUUAUCAAGUUUCUGCAGCACAUUAACAUGAUGAUAGCAGUGAAGAAGAAGAAGGUUAAGGUUAAGGCUAAGGGAAUGCAUGAGCACGACUAGAUAUAGUUACUGGCCAAUGGCCACGACACGGUGUAAAUGUAAAUAUGUGGAAAAAAGAACACAAUCUGUUUGUGUUCACGGUGGGAUUCAAUUUGUGUCGUAUGAUAUGACCACUAGAAUAAGAAAAUGUCAAUUUAAACCAUGACAUUUGUCUACCUGUAAAUUGUAUUUUGUAUAUCUGUUGGGAUAUAAAUAAAUGAUGCUAGCUUGAUCAUAUGUAUUUUUGCAAAAGGAGAAUAUAAAGGGCAUAGUAAAAAAUUGCAUA
Molecule: messenger RNA, 2302 nt
Organism: Trifolium pratense (red clover)
Lineage: Eukaryota; Viridiplantae; Streptophyta; Magnoliopsida; Fabales; Fabaceae
Product: serine/threonine-protein kinase STY17-like
Exons: 17
Coding region: 391-2037 (548 amino acids)
Biological process (GO): protein phosphorylation
Molecular function (GO): ATP binding; protein kinase activity
Source: RefSeq, a predicted model, not a curated record